UUGGUGCUCUGGCCACAAACAGAGCCAAGGGAAGCGCUGCAGCUUGCGAGUCAGAUGGCUCAUAGAAAGACAAAAAGCAACCGCAGCUCUAAAUGACAGACAGAAAAGGACGUGUCAGCAUCUUGAGAUAGCUUGAGGCAGACUGUCUGUGGCCCUGCAGGCAGGACAGACACAGACAAACAGGCCAUCAAUGGAACUGUCAAAUAAUCCAAGGUCGAGGGGGCAAGAGGAGGCACCCCCAACCCUGCUGUCUGAUCUGUCCCAAGUGAAAAACAACAGCUUCAGUGCUGCCCAACAACAGGGCUACUCUGCAACCAUCUUUUUGCGCCGGAAAGACAAACCAGAGAAGACUCAGCAGAAGUGCAUUGCCAUCUUUGCAUUGCUGUGCUGCUUUGCUGUACUAUUGGUGCUUAUCUUCUCUUCCGUGGAUAUAUGGGGAGACGAUGAGGAUGGAAUCACAGAGGAGAACUGUCGCACUGACUGUCGCAUUGUCCUUAUGGAGACAAUCCCCGAGGAUCUAAAAGAUCACUUGAAUGGUAAACGUAAUUUGCCACUCUUUGUUGGCUUUCACACAUUGCUGGACAUAGCGAAGCACUCAGUCCAGGUAGUGUCACCUGUUUGGAACUUGACGCCCUCGGAAAAAGAAACUAUGCCAAACACAGGACGGCAGGGUCAGCUUUUAUUCCAGAGAUUGCUCAACUUGAAAUCCCGUGGGGUCAAACUAAAGAUUGCUAGCAGUCUGACAAACUCUGCAGAACAGAAGAUUUUGGCAACGCACAAUGCAGAAGUGCAUUUGGUUAACAUGACAGCUUUUACCAGAGGAGGACUCCAUUCUUCAUUCUGGAUUGUGGAUCGGACACACAUCUACGUUGGCAGCGCUGACAUGGACUGGAGGUCAUUCUCCAAGAGAAAGGAGCUGGGCCUGAUGGUGUAUAACUGCAGCUGUCUGGCUCUGGACCUCCACAGAGUAUUUUCUUUUUACUGGCAGCUCCAUGAGAGGGACUACAUCCCCUCAAUCUGGUCCAAGAGAGUUACAGCGCUCUAUGGGAGAGAUCAGGCCCUGGAGCUGGAGCUCAACAAUACGCCUGCAGUUGCAUAUGUGUCUACCUCCCCUGAUCUUUUCUGCGCUAAAGAGCGCACGAGCGAUGUAGACGCCAUCGAUCAAGUCAUGCAGAGCGCAAAGACAUUUAUCUUCAUUUCUGUGAUGGACUACCUCCCUCUGGUUAGCAGACGCCUCAGAGGAACCUUGGUCACAAGGUACUGGUCACCACUUGAUGAGAUGAUAAGAGAGGCUGUGAUUCUGAGAGGGAUCAAAGUUCGCCUGCUCAUCAGCUUCUGGAAGAACACUCACCCUCUCACCUUUAACUUUGUAACCUCUCUCAAGUCAUUGUGUGUUCAGCUGAACAACUGUUCUCUGGAGGUGAGGUUUUUCAGUCACAAGGAGAAAAAGGAUGACAUUCAAUAUGGACUCAAUCACAACAAGUACAUGCUGACUGAUAAUGCUUUUUACAUUGGAAACCACAACUGGGUGGGGAAUGAUUUUUCCAAAAAUGGUGGAGUUGGGUUGGUGGCCCUGAUGAAAAACGAUGGAGGGAAGAUCAUGGAACAAAUGAAAGCUGCCUUUGAAAGAGACUGGACUUAUUCUAAAAGCCUGCUUGGAAACAAAGAUCGAUACAACAAAUAUAGACAUCAGCACCAAGCGGCGACGAAAGAGGAGGACAAUUGGAAUGACCCUUUGUCUUUGUAAAUACAAAUGACCUUUAUGCAACUUCUAUAUUUAAUGUGGAAUUGCUGCACUAUGCAUUGCUAUGAACGGCUUACACAGUACUUACAUUUCCCAGUAUCCAAAUGAAUUUAUUUACAUCUUGAUGUAAGAAUUGUAGCCGACUGCAUCUUAAAAUUAUUAUCCGAGUUGAUAACGACAGUAAUGUACAAUGCUGCAUGAAGUAUAUUAGUCGAUAUGUUGUCCGAGCCUAUAUUCAAACCAAAAAGACAGCCGUAUUCAAACUAUAGCCUACUAAAAAGUAGCAAUAUGUAUAUGCAUGUAUAUGAGCGUGCAAAAACCACAAAGAAAGACUGAGGGUGGGACUCAUAUCCAGAAAUGUGAGGCAGAUGGGCUACCCACUAGCACACUGCGCUGCCCAGUGCCAAAUUCCAUCUCAAUGUAUGGUGCAAAUUGAAAGUACUAUUUUUUUUAAAUUCUCCGGAAGUGGUAUGUGUUCUUUUGGGGCCCAUGAUAUGAGAUUAAAAGAUAUCACUUUUUAAAAUGACAAAUUCUAAUAAACAGAAGGUUUUUUUUAAAGUGUAAGCAAAAAAAUGUCACAUGCUCUUAAUUAAACACAAACAUAUGAAUGUCAUAAGA
Molecule: messenger RNA, 2362 nt
Organism: Syngnathus acus (greater pipefish)
Lineage: Eukaryota; Metazoa; Chordata; Actinopteri; Syngnathiformes; Syngnathidae
Gene: pld5
Product: phospholipase D family member 5
Exons: 10
Coding region: 191-1747 (518 amino acids)
Molecular function (GO): catalytic activity
Source: RefSeq, a predicted model, not a curated record